This is a messenger RNA of Anopheles moucheti, 641 nucleotides long. It is a transcript of the gene COX6B, whose product is annotated as cytochrome c oxidase subunit 6B1. The coding region runs from base 162 to 392 and encodes 76 amino acids. Lineage: Eukaryota; Metazoa; Arthropoda; Insecta; Diptera; Culicidae. Gene Ontology annotation, cellular component: mitochondrion; respiratory chain complex IV. The transcript is spliced from 2 exons. The record is from RefSeq and is a predicted model, not a curated record.
CCUUUUUUCAUCCGUCACCUGUGCCCGAGCAAAUCGCAACUCGUACGCAGCAAGAAGUUGUGUCUUCAUCGUCGAAGCGAAAGAAAAGCGACCGGUGGUUAUUCCUUUUUAGCUCCAGUGUUUUUCGCGUCACUUUCCGACGACCGACAACAACCAGCGUGAUGGCGUACGAACCGAAGACAGCCCCGUUCGAUCCGCGUUUUCCCAACCAGAACCAGACCAAGUACUGCUACCAGAGCUAUCUGGAUUUCCAUCGCUGCGAGAAGGUAAAGGGCCAGGGCGAUCAGGUAUGCAAGUACUUCAAAGGCGUCUUCUCGUCGAUGUGCCCGAACUCGUGGGUUGAGAAAUGGGACACCCAGCGUGAGGAGGGCACCUUCGCCGGCCGUAUCUAAAGAAAUCGACCGUAGAAGAUUUGGCCGACAACUGUGUGUGAUGAGUGACGACCGGAUCUCUUGCACGCAGCUUUGCUAGUAAACCAUCAGAAGUAAAAAUUCAACCGCAAAAUCCGGUAAUGAAUGAGCGUGUGUUACGAUGCCAUUCGCCACCAUCUACGUGGCGCGACGCGCGCUGUAAAAUUUAAAUACACCCAUUAUUAAAGAGAACUGUACCGUUAAACACGAGAAAUUCGAAUUUGUUAUGUG